ACGGCUUCGACAGUGAAAAGUUCAGGUUGCUACGUUGUCAUUUAAACCUCAACUAAACUAAACAUUAUUAUCAUUAUUCACACACACAUUUAAAACAGUAGACACGUUUUGGGUGCUAUUUAUUUGCUCCCAGAUGGCUUUCUAUCAGUUUCGUUUAGCUGUGGCGCUUUGUGUUGCGGUUUUAUCGGCUGUUGUCGCCUUUGUGGUUCACAAUCAGGCGAUGCCGCCUCUGUUCCCCUCGGCCAUCGGUGUCUGCUCUCUGGCCGGGAUGGCGCUCAUCUGGAGGGACAUUAGCUCGAAGAUGAAAGGUGAAAGCAGGACCCUGAGCAGCCUCCUCACCCAGUACGUGGCGGUGAAGGGGGUCGGCUGGCUGGGCAGACGGCAGAGACGGAAACUUGAAGCCGACACGCUCAACGUGAAGCAAGUUCAAGAGGAGACUCUGCUGAAGCGCCUGCAGAAAAACCAGCACACAUGUUAUGGAAGACAGUAUGAUUUCAGCUCAAUAAAAGACAGUGAUGACUUUCGGGCACGUCACCCCAUCACCACAUACGAGGACUAUCGUGAGUUCAUCAAACGCAUCGCUGUGGGAGAGGAGAAGGUGAUCAUUGCAGAGAAGCCGCUGAUCCUGGCUUUGACCUCUGGGACGUCGGGGGCCAGCGCCAUGCUGCUCAGCACCAAGGACACCAACGCUGAGUUCUUUCUGCAGGGGGUGACUGUGGGUUUAGACGCCAUGCGGCAGGCAUUCCCCGCCACAGACAGCCUGCAGCGCACAACCAAGUUCUUCUACACGCCGACUUUUCGCCAAUCAGAGGCCGGCAUUCCCAUUGGGCCAAACUCCUCCACACCAGCUUCCUCCCGCCACAUGCUCAACCUCUACACCACCCCAGCACCCGCCUUCGAGGUUCCCAGUGAGAAGGACACUCUCUACCUGCAUCUCCUCUUUGCUCUAAAAGAUCCCAGUGUGGGAACACUAGAGUCCAACUUUGCCUCCACAGUCUUUUAUGCUUUCACUGCUUUACAGGAGCGCUGGCAGGAGCUUGUAGAGGACAUUGAGAGAGGGAAGGUCAGCAGCGCUCUGACUCUGGAGCCAAAGGUGAGGGCCAGGCUGGAGGCUCUGAUGAAGCCAGACCCAGAGAGGGCUGCUCAGCUCCAGGUCCACUUCCAGGACGGCUUCCAGGGGAUCGCAAAGCGCCUCUGGCCUCACCUCCACCUGGUGCUAGCAGUGGACUCAGGCUCCAAUGAGAUCUACGGGGAAAUGUUGAGGCAGAGCUACUGCAAAGGAAUACCUUUCUACUCACCAUUCUACGCUGCUACUGAAGGUCUCAUAGGGGUGAACCUGUGGCCUCAGGAGCCAAACAGACGCUACCUGCUGUGUCCUCGCUCCAUGUUUUGUGAGUUCCUGCCAGAGAGCAGCCUGGAGGAGGAGACGCCUCACACUCUGCUGAUGGAGGACGUGAAGGAGGGACUCAAUUAUGAGCUCGUUAUCACAAACGCUUCAGGGCUCUUCAGAUAUCGCGUCGGAGACAUCGUGAAAGUUGUCGGAUUCCACAACCAGUGUCCUAUUGUUGAGUUUCAGUACAGACGGGGACAGAUGUUGAAUGUGCGGGGGGAGAAAGUGUCUGAGGCGUUGUUCCUUGAUGCGUUGAAGAAAGCUGUUGCUCAGUGGCCCGGAGCUCAGUUGGUUGACUACUGCUGUGCAGAGAGCGGCAUCCUGGGUGAUAUGACAGGUGGCUCAGAUCCUCAUUAUCAGGUCUUUAUAGAGCUGAAAGGUGUGAGGAACCUCACCGAGGCACAACGAUACAAGUUGGACAUUUGCCUCCAGCAGGACUCAGCUGUCUACAAGUCCUUCCGUAUCAAAGGCAGCAUCGGACCAAUGAGGGUGCAGCUGGUGGCGGAGGGUGCUUUCAAGGAAGUUCGCAAGCAGAUGAUGGCCUUCUCAAACACGUCACCCAACACGUUCAAAAUGCACCGCGUGUUGCGCAGGAAGGAAUAUGCAGACUUCCUUUUGGGAAAAACGGUUUCCUGAAGUUGUGGAGAAUGUGGACUGUGGUGAGCAGCACUGACCGGAUAGAAUGGCUCCAGUUUUUAUAUCAACGACUCAUGAAUGAGUUGAUGAAUUGUGCCUUUGAGACUGACAAACACAAAAACAGAACAUCAUUCAUUAUUGGCAAAGAAAAAUAUUAAUUUAACUGAUUGUUUUGUUGUUUUUUGUAACAUAUUUAUAAGUUUAUUAAAGUGAACUGUUAAUCAGU
Scomber scombrus (Atlantic mackerel) is the source of this 2252-nucleotide messenger RNA. It is a transcript of the gene ghdc, whose product is annotated as GH3 domain containing. The record is from RefSeq and is a predicted model, not a curated record. Gene Ontology annotation, molecular function: acid-amino acid ligase activity. Gene Ontology annotation, cellular component: cytoplasm. Bases 134 to 2026 code for a protein of 630 amino acids. Lineage: Eukaryota; Metazoa; Chordata; Actinopteri; Scombriformes; Scombridae. The transcript has 11 exons.